AAUGUUUAAGCCAAUCACCUAAUUUUAAAUAGAAUAAAAAUAAAUAUAAACUAAUAAAAAAAAUAAAUGUUACUGAAAGACAAAAACUUUGCUUUCCUUCAUCUUUUAAAGAUUAUUUUUGAAGUGAAAAAGAAGCCAAAGAAGCAAAGAAGAAGAAGAAUCAUGGGGUGGCUUCCUUGUUCUGGGAAAUCAAACACCAAAGCUAAUAAAUCUAAGAAGAACAAAAAGAUGGAACAGAUGCCACUUGAUCAAAUCAAACCUACCUCAGACAUAUUGAAAACAGAUUCCUCGUCAAGUGGGGAGACGUCCAAAAGCGGAGGAAGUGAACAUAUUGCUGCACAGACAUUUUCAUUUCGUGAAUUGGCAACAGCAACUAAAAAUUUUAGAGCAGAAUGCCUUUUGGGAGAAGGAGGUUUCGGUAGGGUUUACAAAGGGCGUCUGGAGAGUACAAAUCAGGUUGUUGCUAUAAAGCAACUUGAUCGUAAUGGGUUGCAAGGGAACAGGGAAUUUCUUGUUGAGGUUCUAAUGCUGAGCCUACUUCACCAUCCUAACCUUGUUAAUCUUACUGGGUACUGUGCUGAUGGAGAUCAAAGGCUUCUGGUUUAUGAAUAUAUGCCCUUAGGAUCUCUGGAAGACCAUUUACACGACAUUUCACCUGGUAAGAAAAGACUGGACUGGAAUACAAGAAUGAAAAUAGCUGCUGGGGCUGCAAAGGGGUUGGAGUAUUUGCAUGAUAAAGCCAAUCCCCCUGUUAUAUACCGAGAUUUGAAAUGCUCCAACAUUUUACUUGGAGAAGGAUAUUUUCCCAAGCUAUCUGAUUUUGGCUUGGCCAAGCUUGGGCCUGUUGGGGAUAACACCCACGUAUCUACAAGGGUUAUGGGCACCUAUGGAUACUGUGCCCCAGAGUAUGCAAUGACUGGUCAACUAACUCUAAAAUCAGACGUUUAUAGCUUUGGGGUUGUUCUUCUAGAAAUCAUAACCGGCAGGAAAGCAAUUGAUAAUUCUAAGGGUGCUGGGGAACAGAAUCUAGUAGCAUGGGCAAAGCCGUUAUUCAAUGACCGAAAAAAAUUCUCUCAAAUGGUUGAUCCAAUGCUCCAAGGUCAGUAUCCUCCAAGGGGCUUAUUCCAAGCUCUUGCAGUGGCAGCAAUGUGUGUUCAAGAGCAGCCAAAUAAGAGACCACUCAUUGCUGAUGUAGUCACAGCUUUGACUUACCUUGCUUCUCAAAAAUUUGAACCAGAUGUACUGCCAAUACAGGGUUCCCGCUUGGCCCCUGGUACUCCUCCUCGGACAAAGAGAGACAGAGAUAAGAAGCCCAAUGGUGGUAGUGGGUCUGAAAGGGAUCGGACGAGAAGGCUAAGUUGAUACUUGCUUGGAUUCUUUAUGCUCCUUUGGGGCUUCUCUGGGAUCUGCCAACUGUUGAUAGAUGCUGGUAUUGAUGAUAUUAUUGAGUUGUGGCGUCUUUUAGCGUAAAUGAAAUCACAGGGCCAGGAGUUUUAAGCUAAAUGCUUACUGCCUGCGUAACACAACAUGCCUUGUUAUCAAAUUUUGCUAAAUUCUUACAAAAACAAAGGCACAAUUUUAUAAGCUAUUGUGUUUGUUGUUAGGAGAUAUAUGUAGCUUCUGUUGUCCUAUGUAUAUGAAAUUUCAGAUUCAUAUUCAUAAUAUAAUGAGAUGCCCUCUUACCAGGCAGUGACAUUUUCUUG
Molecule: messenger RNA, 1703 nt
Organism: Durio zibethinus
Lineage: Eukaryota; Viridiplantae; Streptophyta; Magnoliopsida; Malvales; Malvaceae
Source: RefSeq, a predicted model, not a curated record